Vicia villosa (hairy vetch) is the source of this 1361-nucleotide messenger RNA. RefSeq names its product ABC transporter I family member 6, chloroplastic. The coding region runs from base 89 to 973 and encodes 294 amino acids. Lineage: Eukaryota; Viridiplantae; Streptophyta; Magnoliopsida; Fabales; Fabaceae. The transcript has 3 exons. The record is from RefSeq and is a predicted model, not a curated record. Gene Ontology annotation, molecular function: ATP hydrolysis activity; ATP binding.
AUUUGUCGAGAAUUAAAGCUUUUCAAAGAGGAGAGAAACUAUCUAUCUAUUUGUUUAGCAGUUAGCACAGAACAGCGUAGUAGUAGUGAUGGCUAUUUCAUCAUCAUCAUCAUCACUAUCGCUAUCUCUUCCAUUCCAAUUCCGUUUCUCUCUUAAACCCCAAACCCGCCGCAACUUCCCUUGCGUUGCGGCGGCGACGGCGGCGAACAGCGAUGUUCCUCUCCUUCAAGUCAAUGAUCUUAGAGCAAAAAUCGUAGAAUCCAAUCUCGAAAUUCUCAAAGGCGUUAAUCUCACUGUCAACAGGGGCGAGGUUCACGCUAUCAUGGGGAAGAACGGUUCUGGGAAAAGCACGUUCGCUAAGGUUCUUGUGGGUCAUCCGGAUUAUGAAGUUACCGGUGGGAGCGUUGUGUUUAAAGGAGAGAAUUUGCUUGAGAUGGAGCCGGAGGAAAGAGCGCUUGAAGGGCUUUUCAUGAGUUUUCAGUCGCCGGUUGCGAUUCCGGGGGUUUCGAAUGAUCAAUUUCUUGUUAUGGCGUAUAAUGCGAGGAGGAAGAAACUUGGGCUUCCUGAACUUGGACCCCUUGAGUGUUUUUCUUAUCUGAUGGAGAAGCUACAACUUGUGAACAUGAAGCCUGACUUUCUCAAUAGGAAUGUAAAUGAAGGGUUUAGUGGAGGUGAACGAAAACGCAAUGAAAUCCUGCAGCUUGCGGUUUUGGGGGCAGAUUUGGCUAUUUUGGAUGAAAUUGAUUCGGGAUUGGAUGUUGAUGCGCUCAGGGAUGUGGCAAGUGCAGUUAAUAAAAUUCUUACCCCGGAGAAUUCUUUGUUGAUGAUUACUCACUAUCGGCGGAUUCUUGAUCUUUUGAAACCUUCCCAUGUUCAUGUUAUGGACAAUGGCAAAAUUGCAAGGACAGGCGACCUAUCUAUGGUAGAUGCAAUUGAGGCAGAUGGAUACGAACCAGUCUCCGCUUUACUUUAAUUAAAGCUAGUAUUGCCACCCUUUCAAACUUUGUUGUGAAAUGGCGGGGCUUAUUUUGGUCUGUCCGAUUGCACGAGUAUUCCUCUCAAGAUCUUAAUCGGGAAUAAACAGUAUAAUUAGAUGGGAUGAAAGUCACAAUUUUCUUCAAAAGGUACUGAUGAUAAGAUCCUAUGCAUUUUGGGUGCAGGAUCAUAGCUAAGUUUUAUUUUCAUUUCAAUUUGAAAUCUUUAGUCAUUCUGGUUUGGUAUUGAGCUAGGUUGAUGUUGAAUAGUUGUAUCUUAUGGAACUUUCUUUUGCAAGGAUGAGUUUAGUCAAUACCGGAAGUGUAAAUGUAUUUGAAUUUUGAAUAGUAUAGCUGUGUAAACUGAAUAUAAGUGCAGUUCAACUA